Molecule: messenger RNA, 2691 nt
Organism: Lachancea nothofagi CBS 11611
Lineage: Eukaryota; Fungi; Ascomycota; Saccharomycetes; Saccharomycetales; Saccharomycetaceae
Source: the annotation of a GenBank genome assembly
AUGUCUUCUCAAGAUGAUGUGAAGACUAUGAGUACCCAGCAGGUCGUAACGUCACUGAUCGUCAACGGUGCGAUCUUUGCGGUGUUUACGACGCUUUUCCUCCUGCAGCGGCUAAAACUGAAAAGAAUCUACGAGCCCAAGUCGUCGUUUGACUUGAUCAAUGACGAGAAAAAGCCAGAGCCCCUACCUCGCGGCCUGUGGCAGUGGUUCGUGCCUCUGCUCAAAAAAUCAGAUAAUUUCAUUAUCCAACAGGCAGGCCUAGACGGCUACUUUUUCAUCCGGUACCUCUUUAUUGUCGCCUGCUUUUUUGCAGUGUCAGCGCUUUACGUGUUUCCCAUCCUACUGCCCAUAAAUGCUGCCAAUGGGGUGUUGAAGAGCGGCCUGGAUAUGCUUGCUUACACAAACGUGGACAAAAAACAGCGCUACUAUGCCCAUGUACUUGUGGGUUGGAUUUUUUACUGGUCUUUUCUGUUUGUAAUCUACCGCGAACUCGUUUACUACACGUCGCUCAGACAAGUCGUCAUGGCAUCUCCACGGUAUGCCAAAAAGCUUUCUUCAAGAACUGUGCUAUUCCAAACUGUGCCUAAACAGUUUCUGAAAGAAAGAGAGUUUUCGAAGCUGUUUCAAGGUGUGAAGAACGUGUGGAUUGCUCGAGGUGCGGGUGGUUUAGCUAAAAAAGUUGCGGAGCGUGAAAAGAUGGCUUUGAAACUUGAGGUUGCCGAAACUACUCUACUGAAAAAAGCCGUCAAAGCUAUUGCCAAAAUCAAGAAGAAGGAUCCCUCUUUUAUCCCCUCUAACAAUGUCUCGGACUAUGUACCUUUGAAAAAAAGGCCUAGACAUUCUUUGAAAUUCUUAAUAGGAAAGAAGGUAGACACCAUCGACUACAUUUCAGAAGAAUUACCAAAGCUAAAUGCAGAAGUGGAAGAGCUGCAAAAGAAACAUAUGGAGGCGGCUCCAUUCAACUCGGUCUUUGUCGAAUUCGAUUCCCAAUAUGCAGCGCAAAUUGCUGCUCAAACAGUAAUUCACCAUGAACCUCUCGCUAUGGUUCCAGCUCACGCUGGAAUUGCACCUAAAGACGUAAUCUGGUCUAAUUUGAGAAUGUUUUGGUUUGAAAGAGCUGUUCGAAAGUACCUCGCAGCUGGUGCAAUCUGUGCAUUGGUUGUACUGUGGACGUUCCCCGUUGCCUUCGUGGGUAUAAUCUCUCAGAUUACAUACCUUAUCAAAAUUUUGCCCUGGUUAGGUUUCCUUAAACGUUUGCCUACAGUUUUGUACGGAGUUCUGACAUCUUUGGCUCCUAUCGUUGGUCUUGCCAUUUUAAUGAUGAUCCUGCCUAUUUUUAUAAGGAAAAUGGCCUGGCUUUCAGGCUCUCCUUCUCUCCAGGCGGUCGAAUAUUUCACACAGCAGUCUUAUUUUGCGUUUCAAGUGGUCCAAACUUUUCUCGUCACAACGAUCGCUUCAUCAGCUACCGUUGUAGUUCCUGCAAUUAUUAAGAACCCAUCCUCCGCUAUGAAUCUUCUAGCAGAAAACCUACCUAAGGCCUCAAACUUUUUCAUUUCUUACAUUCUGUUGCAAGGCUUCUCCAUAUCAUCUGGUUUGCUACUGCAAUUGGUGACUUUGAUCUUGUUCUACAUUUUACCCAGCAACACCCCAAGAAAGAAAUGGAAUCGUUUCGUUGGCUUGGGAUCUGUGGCGUGGGGCACCGCUUUUCCCGUUCACAAUACUCUUGCCGUCAUCGUGUUUUCUUAUGCCAUCAUAGCACCCAUUAUUCUCGCAUUCGGCGCGGUAUCGUUUUUCCUGCUUUACGUGGCAUAUCUGCACAAUUUGACUUACGUUUAUAAAGAAGCGCCAGACACGAAAGGUAACCAUUAUCCGCGGGCUAUUUUUCAAACAUUUGUUGGUCUCUACAUUGGCCAAAUUUGUUUGCUUGGCCUCUUUAUCGUUGGUAAAGGAUGGGGUCCUAUCGUUAUGCAAGCUAUCAGUUUGGGAGUGACCAUUUUUAUGCAUUUGAAUUUUAAUUCCUCCUUUGAUAGGCUGAUGAAAUUUGUGCCAAUUGAUGCCAUGAAGCCAUUAGACGGCAUCUCGGAUACUCCUUCGUUCAAUUAUCGUGGAACAGGCAUUUCUAAAGAAACAGAAAUUCAAGAAUUGCCUCAGUACGCUAUUAGGAAGUUUCAACCCCGCAACUCCUUUACAAUUGACCAAAAAACUACGAGCGUGAGAAGUGAAAACACAUACGAAAUCAAUGGGAGUGUUCCUUACGACAACGAGAACAGUGUCGUCACAACGCCUCUACUUGCAGAUGGGGAGAAAAUGAGUGUGCCGCCUGCUCCGUUUUGGAAGCGUUACUUCCUGCCUCAUGUUUAUCUCUCAUACAAGGCUGUAAAAGCGGUUCUGCCAGAAAUUUACAAUCUUCCUGAUCCUAAUGAGGAAGUUUUACCGGGGAACGAGAAGCAUGCUUACGACUAUCCUGCUGUAAGUGCCAAGUGUCCAUAUCUAUGGAUUCCUCGUGAUCCUUACGGAUUCUCAACAAUCGAGUUGGCCAAUUUGCAACCUGUUGUAGACAUUUCUGAUCAAGGCGCGUUCCUGAACGAAAAGGGUCAAAUUCACUGGGAAACUUCUCCACCUUCUUAUGUUCGCGUUGACUCAAAAAAGAGGGACCCUUUCAAGGAAGAAGACGAAGAAGACUUUAACUAA